UAAGUGUCCCGAAUUAUAACGCAACCGUCAUCGUCUUGUUCUUGUAUCGUCUGUCAAAUGUAAAAGAUUCUUAUCAAGGUGUCUUCAUCGAAUCUGGUCGAAUCUGGUCUUGGUGAUUUAUGUGACAAUAUUUCGCUGAUUAAUGAAGCUAUCCGUGGCGUCGACGCGUCCUUUGCUACGUGCAUACUCCACAGUGUCCAAGCAUCAUGGCGACAUGAUCAACUCUGCUUUAAAGGCCGAGGUGGUGUUGUCAGAGAGCAAUCGUAAAACUUGUAUCGAAAGAUUCAGAUCGAUGCAGUUUCCAAAGAUGCGUAACAAGGAUGUUCCAGAAGCUGCCAUUUUGAUCCCAUUAUGCUCUUACAAAGGAGAACUUGGUCUCUUAUAUACAUUACGAUCCAUAAAGCUCAGAUCUGGUGGAGGACAGGCAUCCUUCCCAGGUGGUAUGCGUGACAAGAGCGAUGCUGACUUGCAGGAAACUGCUCUGCGAGAGACAUGGGAGGAGCUGAAGAUUCCCAAGGAGAAGAUAGAUGUAUGGACUACAGGGAAUCUUAUCGGCAAAACAAAUGUCAAUGUAAUGCCUAUACUGGCUUACGUUGGCGAGGUGGUGCCGGAGCAAUUGGAGAUCAAUCAUGACGAAGUGGAUGAAGCAUUCGUGAUCAGUUUGCAAAAGUUAUCCGAUCCCGAGCUAUGUAGUUUUACAUAUUUUCGUAAGGUCAAUCUCACCUUGCCGAAUUAUUUGGGCGGUAAAUACCGUGUCUGGGGAUUCACCGGUGCUAUUACGCAUUUUGUUCUCGAAUGUUUAAUACCAGAGGUCUAUAAAAACAAGAUCCUUAAUGUACAGCCACUCAGAAAAGAUUUGCAUAGAGAGAUGACGGAAACCAAAAGGACUUUUGAACAAGAUGCAACACGAUCAAAACUAUGAAGAAGUUUGAAAUUUAGUUCUGCUCAUAUUGCGACGCUAUAGAUUUCUAUGUGUGAAUGAAGUUAACAAUUACGAUAUUUUUUAAAGCGUUGCACGAAAGUUAAUCUCUCAUAAGAAUUAUAUCGAUUUUAAUUAUGUUUGUACAAAACUUGUAAUACACACACACAUCAUAUACAUAUAUAUACAUAUAUAUAGUACCUGUGAUUUUAAUAGAUGUUAAAAACAAAAAACUGAAUUAAUUAUAGAUAUCUAUUUUUUAACACUAGAUUGGAAAUAAAAUAAAUAUAUAUUUUUC
Messenger RNA from Cataglyphis hispanica, 1217 nucleotides. Its product is annotated as mitochondrial coenzyme A diphosphatase NUDT8. The transcript has 3 exons. NCBI's taxonomy places the organism in Eukaryota, Metazoa, Arthropoda, Insecta, Hymenoptera, Formicidae. The record is from RefSeq and is a predicted model, not a curated record. The coding region runs from base 143 to 922 and encodes 259 amino acids. Gene Ontology annotation, molecular function: coenzyme A diphosphatase activity.